UCUGACUGGCUUUUCAACGCACUAGAAGGAUCAAGAAUGGCAACUUCUUGCAGUGGCUGGAUGGAAAUUCAAAUAUUUGAAGAGUGGCUGUUAAAUCACUUUGUUCCAAAUAUUAUAAAUAAGGAAGAUGUUGGAUAUUUCUCGAGUUUAAAAGCUGAUUGGAGGUCAGUUCUUAAUCAAUGGCGUAAAACAUCCAGAGGAAAAAAGGUUAAUAACCUGCCAAAAAAGUUGUUUACGCAGCUCAUUAAAUCUACUCUUAAUGUUAGUAAAGAAAAUCUAGAACAUAAUCUCCAAGCAGGAUUUAAGGCUACUGGCAUAUAUCCAUUUGUACCAGAACAUGUUCUCUCCAAAUUACCCAGUUUUACAAAUAUAAAUAUUCAACUCAAUAUUGGAGAAUCGUUUAGGAAUUAUGUUGAUGAUAUUCAUCUUAAUUAUGAAGUAAGCAAAAAAUUUAAGUUACCAAUAACAGCAGGGAAAAGUGUAUCAGCCACUGAGGUAGAAGCAUACUAUAAGGAAAGAGACAAUAAAAAAAAAAGUCAAGAUAAUAUUCGAGCAAAGAAAAGAGGAAGACCACUUGGAUCAAAUAAUAUGGUUAUGAAAAUAAACAAAAAACUUAAAAUUUUACAAAGUUCAAGCAUCGUAAAUGUUAAUCAAGUUAUUGAAAACAAUGAACAAGUUUUACCUGUAUCUCAAAAUGAUGCAGUUUUUUCAUUGGAGCAAGUAAACAAUCACUAUGUACAUGUUUUCCUUGAUCAUGAUUAUAUUGUUUACACCCUUUAUGUUGUAAUUGUUGGAUAUAAUCUUAUUGUAUCUUAA
This is a messenger RNA of Hydra vulgaris (swiftwater hydra), 816 nucleotides long. NCBI's taxonomy places the organism in Eukaryota, Metazoa, Cnidaria, Hydrozoa, Anthoathecata, Hydridae. The record is from RefSeq and is a predicted model, not a curated record.